UCUACGUAAAAAAGCAGAGUUUAAAGUUGUCCACGUCUUGAGUAUUGUUGUCAAAACCAAAAUAAAGUUUUCUAGUACUUGACAAUGAAAAUUAGAUAAAAAAUAAUUUGCUGCUUUAUAUAAAUGUUUAAUUAAAAACCAAAUAAAUUGAAACAUGUCUUUAUGAAACGAGUGUUAUUGUAAAUAUAUAUUGUUGAGUAACAUAACCUUAAAUAUUGACAAAUUAUUUCGAUUUUUUAUUUCUCUACUACUCCAAUUUAAAAAAAAAUUCAAUUUUGAUUCAUACGAAAAUAUUGUACUAUCGUGAAAUUAAAAAUGCAAACAAAUACAAACGAAGAAAAUGUAUGGAAAGAACUGGCUGAAAUACCAGCUGAUCCUCCAAAAAUGAGAAACAAAUGUGAACAAUGCCGGCGUCCAAUAACUGUUUGUUGGUGUUCAGGUCUUCCAAAAACACGAAUAUUCACAGAAUCUAGAUUAAUAAUUUUGCAACAUCCAGCUGAAGAGAAAAGAAGUCUUCGAACAGUUCCCAUGUUAACAUUAGCUCUGGAGAAUGAAAAAUGUGUUACUUACAGAGGGAAAAAAUUCCCACAAGCAAAACAUACGGGUUUACAGGAAAUAUUAAAUGAUCCAAAUACUAUUUUAUUGUAUCCAACUUCAGAAGCAGUUGCAUUAGAAGAACUUACGCCGGUCGGGUUUAAUGAACAAAAACCUUACAAUGUAAUUUUAUUAGAUGGAACGUGGCCACAAGCUAAGGCAAUUUAUCACGCGAGUCCAGUUCUUUGUACACUACGAACUUGUAAAAUUGUUGGCGCUCCGUUAAGUCAAUAUGUCAUAAGAACUCAACCCACAGACAAUUGUUUAUCAACCCUUGAAACAGGAGCAAUUGCUCUAUCGAUUCUGGAGAAUAAAUCUUCCUUAAAGGAAGAAAUGCUUCGUCCCCUUCACCAUCUGUGCAGAUUUCAACUGGACAAGGGUGCUGUAAUUCAUCAUUCGAAAGAAGUGAUGUUACCAAAACAAAAUAAUUCUCACAAACAUUCGAAAAGAAAAGUCAAAGAACAAUUAUGAUUAAUUUUAAAUCAACUACUAAAAAUUAAUUAGAAAA
Molecule: messenger RNA, 1102 nt
Organism: Leptopilina heterotoma
Lineage: Eukaryota; Metazoa; Arthropoda; Insecta; Hymenoptera; Figitidae
Gene: Dtwd2
Product: tRNA-uridine aminocarboxypropyltransferase 2
Exons: 5
Coding region: 316-1065 (249 amino acids)
Source: RefSeq, a predicted model, not a curated record